AUGAAGUCGCUCUUGAAUCCUCAGGGGAAAACAUAUAUAUACGUCGUCGGGCCCAUCCGCGACCAAAUGAUGCCAAAGCUGAAUUUUGAUGGGCUCUUGGAUGCUCUCCAGCAUCACAAGUUACAACUCCUCUGCAUAGGGCCACUUGUCUAUGCCUGUGUCUCUUUCAUCAUCAAAAUCGUGUACCGGAUUUACUUCCACCCUCUUGCUAAGUUUCCUGGUCCCAAAAUUGCAGCUGCAACGCAUCUUUAUGAGGUGGCCUGGGAUUAUUUUGGCCAGGGGGCGUAUCUAUACGAAAUUCAACGCAUGCAUGAAAAAUAUGGACCAAUUGUUCGAAUAAACCCGAUCGAACUAUCGGUCAAUGAUCCGGAGUUCUAUAACGUGCUCUAUGUCGGAGGAUCGGUUAGGAAGACAAAUGCCUUGCCAAGUUUUGGAGAUGGAAUGGACUUCAAUGUCGACCAUGAUCACCACAGGCUUCGGCGGAAACCGAUGGAGCCCUUCUUCUCCAAAGGAAGCAUCGCAAGACUAGAGGAUCGACUCCAGGAGCUCACUGUGACCUUAGUGCAGAGGCUCCAUGAGUACAGAGGGACCGGCAGAGUUCUGAGACUCGACCACGUUUUUGCUGCUAUGGCAGGCGACGUCGUUAAUGUCUUGUGCAUUGCUAAUCCGACUAUGUCGUUUUUACGUCAUUCAGACUUCAAUCCAUACUGGUAUGAGUUGUUUCACACGCUGAUUCGUUCCAUGCCUCUGUUCAUGAACUUUCCGUGGGUCAUCAAUCAAAUGUUUCGUGACUGGCGAAUGAUGUCAGUCAACCAUAUCAUUGAUGCAAAACAACGCAAAGAGAGAGGUCUCAUAUUUGUGAAUGAGGAGGACAAAAUGAAAUGCGAGACACUGUUUGAUCACAUCGUCAAUAGCGAUCUACCAGAGGCUGAGCUGUCUGUUGAACGACUGGCGUCUGAAGCACAAGUGGUCAUGGGGGCUGGUACCGUGACCACCGCACGUACUAUGGACUUUCUAGCUGUACGUAUUCUGCUGAACGACAGCGUUUGCCAGCGUCUCCGGGACGAGCUUCGAGAGCCGAUGAAGGAUUUCCCGGAACGAAUACCAUCCUACGCAGAGCUUGAGAAGCUGCCGUGGCUUCAGGCUUGCAUCAAGGAGGCCUUGCGUCUUAGCCCGGGCUUGACUCACCGUCUGCCGCGAGUGUCACCACACGAGGAGCUGAUUUACAAGGACUGGGUCAUUCCUAGAAAUACACCCGUCGGUAUGUCGGCUUUGUUUAUGCAUAUGGACCCAUUGGUGUACAAAGAUCCGACGGAGUACCACCCGGAACGGUGGCUUGAAGAUGUCACUCCCGAGAUGCAUAGGAACUACGUGCCUUUCACCAAAGGCUCGCGUCGGUGCUUGGGUGUUGAGCUAUCCUACGCCGAAAUUACCCUAGUAUUUGCGUCGCUUUUCGGUCCGAAAGGACCGAAGCUGAAGUUGUAUGAGACGAACGAGUCAGACGGGGACCCAGCGUGCCAUUUCCUCCUCCCGCUGCCUCGGCUUGAUAGUAAAGCGGAUGAGGGCACGAAUUAUGUAUCACUUGCAUUACGGGCGGCUCUAUCCAUGGUAUACUCGUCUCUGCACUGUGUCGGCUUCUUGGGGACCACCCCGGUUCCUCCAUCCGAGCUAGACCCGCGCAGUGAUGAGGAAAUAGUACGGUCCAUUUCAGCGCAUGUCAAACCGACAGAUAGCGAGAAGAACAUGUGGGCCUAUUGGCACAGCGGAUGGGAAAAUAUGCCCCCGUGGACCAAGCGCAAUGUUGUGCACUGGGCGCGCAUGCUUGGGACGGAAUGGACCGUGCGGGUGCUGGACGGGAUUCCAGGCUCAGCCAACUACUAUGAGCGAUUUGUACCACCGCAUCUUCUCCCGUCGGCUAUGAGAGAGAGACGCAUGUCUGGACCAUAUGUCGCCACACACUCUGCUGAUUUCGUCCGCCUCCCGCUGCUUUUCCUAUAUGGAGGAUGUUGGCUGGACGUAGGAGCUAUACUCGUGCGCUCUAUUCAGGACGUCUGGGACGUGCUGGCCGACCCGAAGCAAAGUUACGAGUUCGCUGCAUUUACUUACAUGAUGCGUCCCGGCGAGGCCAGCAUCAUCAAUACCUGGAUGAUGGGUCGCAAGAACAUGGAAUUAUUGCGUCGGUGGCACGACACCUUUCUGCACUUGUGGGGCGACAAGUCAUCAUGUGAUGGCCUGCACAAGCACCCACUCCUCUCACACUUGCGGCCGCUGAGCAGUCUUACUCAUGGACUGAUUACCGACGAGAACAACGAGCCCGUGGCCAAGACGGACAAGAUAAUAGACUACGGAGCCCAGGUCUACUGCCUCGACCGACUCAGAGACCUGGUGGAUACCAACGACGGCUGGAAUGGCCGCCAGUGUAUCGAAGAGAAAACUUUCCUCCUGGCAGCGCUGGAUGAGAUGUGGUACUAUCAGCCAAAAACCGAUUAUCUCGGAUCAAGGCAAUUUGAACUGCUAACCACCCGAUACGAUGCGCCUGAGCCGCAGCGGGGCGAUGCCGAGGAGUUUGUCAACGACAUGCUUGCCAAUACAAUGCUCAUGAAGUUCUGUCAUGGAUUGAAGGAUGCGAUGGUCUCGAGUCUGGCAGAUAUUUGGGAUGAUCCGAAACAUGACGGGACCGACUGUGCUCCAGGUACCUUUGCCGAAUACCUUCGAUGGGGGACUCUCCACUUGCGCCAGACAAGAACUCUGGAGCCAGUGAAGCUCACCGCCCCGGCUGGCAAGCUCCAUCACGUCGCGAUGUUUGAACCAUUUCCUUCCACCAAUUGA
This is a messenger RNA of Diaporthe amygdali, 2829 nucleotides long. RefSeq names its product Cytochrome PaP450-2. Lineage: Eukaryota; Fungi; Ascomycota; Sordariomycetes; Diaporthales; Diaporthaceae. The transcript is spliced from 10 exons. Gene Ontology annotation, molecular function: iron ion binding; oxidoreductase activity, acting on paired donors, with incorporation or reduction of molecular oxygen; glycosyltransferase activity. The record is from RefSeq and is a predicted model, not a curated record. Bases 1 to 2829 code for a protein of 942 amino acids.